AUGUUUGCGUUGGAACGUGAAUCCAAGAACGACAGCAGCGCGAGGACGACAAAACGCGGAAAAAAGACUCUCGCCCGUGGUUUCCGGAAGAGAAACAAAUACUGAAGCUCCGGGGCAUAAGUGCGUCAGAGGGAAACAAACAGUGGCUGGCAGGACGAAUUUUUCAAAAGAACAGAAACACAAACAAGCCGUUGCGCAACCGUCUUCGUUACCGUUGCCAACCUAUCAGGAAUUAGAGGGAUUUGCCACUAAAGAUUGUCUAACAGAGAAAAAUCCGGACAACACCGAAAAAAUUUGUGAAAAAAGUGACGAAUUAUCCGAAGCUUCGUUCAUGAGAAGUUCGUCAAACGGAAAAAAAAGAUUUGUUAAGCUUUGACUAUUGGAUAAACUAAUGAUCAACAGCUAAAUCCAAAAAAGUUUUUUCGAGAGAAUGUAGAAAAAACUGAAGUUAUCUGAAUUUAUUUUGGAAAUAAAAAAUGGUGAAUACAUGAAUAAUAUUUCCUGCUAUUUCGUUACAAAUACGGUCAACAACUCCUUAUUUCGUUGGCCACUGGAAACAAACAUUUGUUAAGCGUCUCACCCAAGCGGCGUUAAAAAAAGAAGCUUAUACUUCUCCAAAUUAUAUAUUCGUCUUGAGCUGGUAGUUGAUAUAAUAUCCAAUGAUUGUUGAGAUAUUUCGAAUGAAAGUUCUCGAGAAUAAGAAAGACCUGUGCGAAAACUCUCCCGGAACCUUCAGAGGCGAGAGACUUCAGAGUUCGGCCUUUUAGCGUGUAUUUUUUAAACUUGAGAGAUCGAAAACUUUUCUCAGAAAGGAGACAGAUUUGGAACUUCUCAGAAGUUUGUUCAGUUAAAAAAAACCGCAAAUUCGGCUGCCCUUUUUUGCGUUGGAAAUUUAAUUACUUAAAGCUCUCAAAACAUAUUCUUUCUGGCCUUUUUUUUUCGAAAAAUUUGAGGAAGGUUGUUGAGAAAACUGAAUCUGAAAACAGUGAAUGAUCUCUCUGGAAGAAUCGAAAAAUUGAUAUUUGAAAAUCCAGUCAGUGCUCUCAUUUUUCCCCAAAAAUCUAUAUGUUUUCUGGUCACGCCCCAAAAAAAUUAGAAAAUUUUAAGAAACAUUUUUUGAUAAACAGCAUCCUUAUUCGUUUUUGAUUAAUAGCAUAAAAUCUUCUGGAACAGACAUUUUUAUCAAGAAAAAAAGUGUGAAGGAAAUCGGGGUGAAGAGAGAAAGUGCAAGAUAAUGUCUGCAUCAUCAUCUUGAUGUAGAGGAUUCGGACGACGUCGCUGCUUUCCUGAGGGAUUCCCAAUCGCCAACCGAUCCAAACCGGUUUCAGAUUGACGGCGCCGCCCGGGUCGCGCAUAAGUGCACGUCGUCUCAAAAUUAUCGUAAGAUAAGCGAAAACGAGCGUGGCCUCAGCGAAUGCAACACGAACCACACGGAUCGCAAUCUGCCCAGCAUUUCUUUUUUCCUCGGAUUCGCGCCCAAACGUUCUUUGAGGCGGUCUGAAGUUAAACUUCAGAAUAAACUAUAUAUAUUUAUUAAAUUUCGAAGCAAUUUGAUCUUGAUCACCAAUGAGAUCAACAGAAGUGCUCAUAAAUUUGCUUAAUAGCUAAAUUUUUUCAAUUGUUCAUGCUCGAAUGAAUUCGCACAGAAUCACUCCCAAAAGAGAAUAAAAUAAAAUAAACCGCUAGGAGCAUUUUGACACCAAAAUCAAGCUUCAAUAAAAAUUCCUCAAAGUCGUGAAGUUCUGCAAGUGCACGAAAGAAAGAAAAAUGAGAAUUUUGCUUGUUCAGGCCGAUAUUAUUGGACUGA
Messenger RNA from Caenorhabditis auriculariae, 1807 nucleotides. The record is from the annotation of a GenBank genome assembly. Lineage: Eukaryota; Metazoa; Nematoda; Chromadorea; Rhabditida; Rhabditidae.